This is a messenger RNA of Pochonia chlamydosporia 170, 2502 nucleotides long. RefSeq names its product decapping enzyme Dcp2. Gene Ontology annotation, biological process: deadenylation-dependent decapping of nuclear-transcribed mRNA; nuclear-transcribed mRNA catabolic process, nonsense-mediated decay. Lineage: Eukaryota; Fungi; Ascomycota; Sordariomycetes; Hypocreales; Clavicipitaceae. Gene Ontology annotation, molecular function: RNA binding; manganese ion binding; 5'-(N(7)-methylguanosine 5'-triphospho)-[mRNA] hydrolase activity. The record is from RefSeq and is a predicted model, not a curated record. The transcript is spliced from 2 exons. Gene Ontology annotation, cellular component: cytoplasm; P-body. Bases 1 to 2502 code for a protein of 833 amino acids.
AUGGCAGCGACACAGAUGCAGCUCGAAGACUGGCUGGAUGAUCUUUGCGUUCGCUUCAUCAUUAACCUCCCUCAAGAAGAUUUGUCCUCGGUUGCCCGAAUAUGCUUUCAAGUCGAGGAAGCGCAGUGGUUCUACGAGGACUUUAUUAGGCCACUCGACCCAAAUCUGCCAUCCAUGUCGCUGAGGACCUUUUGCUUGCGAAUUUUUCAACAUUGUCCUUUGCUGGCGUCAUUCUCUGUUGAGAACCAUACAAAGGCUUUCGAGGAGUUCCUCCAGUACAAGACCCGUGUUCCCGUCCGUGGCGCCAUCAUGCUCAAUCAUGCUAUGGACUCCGUCGUAUUGGUCAAGGGUUGGAAGAAAGGCGCAAACUGGAGUUUCCCACGAGGCAAGAUAAAUAAGGAUGAGGAUGAUUUGGACUGUGCUGUCCGCGAGGUCUACGAAGAGACUGGCCUUGACCUGCGCGCUGCUGGUCUCGUGCCCACCGAAAAGAAGCCGAAGUACAUUGAGAUAUCUAUGCGGGAGCAGCAGCUUCGACUUUACGUCUUUCGCGACGUCCCCAUGGAUACCAAGUUUCAACCCAGGACUCGUAAAGAAAUCAGCAAGAUUCAGUGGUACAAACUGUCUGAGCUUCCUGCAUUUCGCAGGAAGGGGCAACAAAACCAGAGCGACGGUGGUUCUGGGCCUGCCGUAAACAAGUUUUACAUGGUUGCCCCUUUUCUCGUUCCUCUCAAGAAAUGGAUUCAUUCGCAAAAGAAACUCAACGAUAAAAGAGCAACAAGCGGAGUUCAUGGCUAUUUGCCCCAUCAUCACAUUGCUGUUGACGAGGUAGUCACAACCGAAGACGACACCUGGGCACCUGGCUAUUCCGAACAACCAUCUCAUGUUCCUGCUAUUGAAACUCUGGACGGGGCAACUCGAGAACUGCAGCGACUUUUGAAGAUGCAGCCUCCCACCCAGGGCAUUCAAUCACCACAUCAGGAGGACAAAGGAACAGCUUUGCUUUCCAUUCUUCAAUCUGGCAAUGCACCCCCAGCACCGCCGACUCACCAGCCUGCACCACUACCGCAUACGCCUUCGAAUGCAAUAGUGUCUGAGCCUCCGCAUCCACAGAAUCCUCAUCAUCACACUAACUUGAACGUUUUCCCGCGAGUUCAGUCACAACCGGUUCCUCCUUCCUUUCCUCUUGCCCCUGACCAGGGACAUGCAUCGUGGAACCCGGCAGCAAGUCUUGCGAACAAUGCUCAAAAUGCCCCGUCGUCUUACCCAGACAUGCCCAGGCACCAACAACCUGGCCAGCAGCAGCUUGCCUCCGCUCACACACAACCACUACCAACCCAAUAUCAGGGUCCAGGGACUCACGACGGACUGCUCCAGAGUCAAGCUGCAAGCCAACAUGUUCCUACUAUGCAGAGUCUUUCCCCCAGUGCUGCCUCUAGACAGGGACUAAUAGCAGGUCAGCAAAAUAGCCAGAUGCCUGCUGGCCCUAGUUCCGCGAAACUGAGCGGAGCUUCCCUUGCUCUUCUCAAUGCAUUUAAACGGGAUACAGGAUCCGCUUCGAACAGUCACUUGGCCCAAGAUGCAUUGUCGUUUGGCCACAGUGCCCAACCCGGAGCUCAAGGCCCUCCAUUUUUCAGCCAAAAUGCACGCGAUAUCCCGAUGAACCAAGUAGGUGGGGUUUCGACUCAUGGCCCAGGAGAACAAGCGAACGUUUCAGAACUAGUCGGAUCCUCUGUCCAGCCCAGGGAAGAUCCGCACCGUUCGGCUCUGCUGGGUAUGUUCAAAAAGACACCAUCAAAUGCUACAACGAGCCAGGUCGAGAGUGGAUCCUUGCAUCAACAACAACUCGCAAAUCCGAACCAAUACGCUGGAGUGGCAGGACAGGCUGAGAGCAUGCUCCUCCAACACUUUCAAGCGAACCGUGGUCCGGCCGAUCAUCAACUGUCACUAGGGCGGCUGUCUAUUCAAACCAAGCCAGGUCAACAAUCUGCGCCCUCUCCUCGUCGCGGGGAGAAUUUAAGCCCUCAUCGCUAUCAACAGCAACAGCAAGCUGCUUGGUCGCCGAUUGCCUCUGGCCACAGCCAGCAACCCCAAGUGCCUCGAAUACUUCAGCGGGGACAAUCUUUGACCGAUUUCGGUGGCUCUCCUCCUCAACAACGUGGAAUCUCUCAAGAGCCCGCGCCAUCUGCGUUACAGAAUGCCACUCAGCGCCCUCUUGGCUCUGGAGUGGAACCUUCCGUGAUGGCCAAUGCUGGGGACCGUGGCCGACGACCUGAUGGUGGCCGCGAGCAAAAACAGCAGCUUUUAUCCCUUUUUGGGAAACAGCAAAGCCCAGGAACUAUACCGCCAGGUUCCGGUGUGGAUUCAGGAGAGAGUUCAGAGUUUCCUCGUUCGAGGGUAUCAUCAUUGGCGUCCAGAGGUGGGGAGACGCCCAUAUCUCCUGCUGAACAAACUUUCUUGUUGGACUAUUUGCAGUCGGUCACCAAGAACACCGGUCGUCGAUGA